Messenger RNA from Aegilops tauschii subsp. strangulata, 564 nucleotides. RefSeq lists its product as uncharacterized. Gene Ontology annotation, biological process: regulation of DNA-templated transcription. Gene Ontology annotation, molecular function: DNA-binding transcription factor activity; DNA binding. The record is from RefSeq and is a predicted model, not a curated record. NCBI's taxonomy places the organism in Eukaryota, Viridiplantae, Streptophyta, Magnoliopsida, Poales, Poaceae.
AUGUCGAUGCGCCGCUUGGGCGCUUCGGAUUUUCGCGGAGUCCGCGAGCGCCGCUCCGACGCCUUCUCCUCCGAGAUCUGGUUUGGCGAGAAACGCCUCAUUCUCGGCACCUUCGACACCGCAGAGGAGGCGGCGUGGCGCCUCCUGCGGCCUCGUCGGGAGAUGAAUUUUCCCGACAUGUCGACGAGCCAGCAAGCGCAGGAUCUCUCGCCUCUCCCGCGGCUUUUCACCGACGAGGAUCGUCGUGACCACCGGAGGCGGCAGCGUCGCCUCGCCAUCGCCGAGAUGGACGUGGAAGCCAUGGCGGUGUGGUGCGAACGCUUCCCGCAGGACAUCGUCAACGAGCGCCAGUUCUACAAGCAAAGGAGGACGGAGAGGGAGGCGAGGAGGACGGAGCGAGCCGCCUAUCGGGAGGACAAGCGUGCGCGGAAGCAGGCCGCUCAAUUAAAAAUGAAGCUAGGAGAAGCGUCCUCCCGGGGCUUCCAGGACGAGCGGUAUGCUGACGCCUACAUUCAGACGUCGGAGGAGGACAUUACCAAGUCGGAGUCGGAAAACGACGAGUAG